Messenger RNA from Oncorhynchus kisutch (coho salmon), 1317 nucleotides. Its product is annotated as C-type lectin domain family 4 member M-like. The transcript is spliced from 6 exons. The coding region runs from base 117 to 1082 and encodes 321 amino acids. The record is from RefSeq and is a predicted model, not a curated record. Lineage: Eukaryota; Metazoa; Chordata; Actinopteri; Salmoniformes; Salmonidae.
CACUACCUAAAGUCACACAGGCGUAGGACAGUGCAGGGAGAAGAAUCAGGUACAGACGUACAUUAGAGUUGAGGUUAGAAGUAGAAGUUACUGUAUUUGACCACAAGUGUUUAAAGAUGUCAGAGGGAGUCAAUGAAAUCUCAGAUAGAUUUGAAGACGAUGAGUCUGAUGCAACGAAGAACACAGACAUUGAUGACCAAAAUUAUUCCAACGUAAGAGCCUUCAAGUCCAGUCCAAGAGAUGGAGUUGUUGUUUCAGUACAUGUUCAGUGGUGGAAGAGACCCUCUGGAGUUGCUGUAUUGUGUCUGGGGCUGCUGUGUGUUCUCCUACUGGCUGGGAUCAUAGGCCUGUCUGUAUACUAUGGAGACAUUGGUCACCAGCUACAGUCCAGUUACAACAUCCUGACAAAAGAGAUAGACCAGCUACAGACCAGUUACAACAACCUGACUAAAGAGAGAGACCAGCUACAGUCCAGUUACAACAUCCUGACUAAAGAGAGAGACCAGCUACAGACCAGUUGCAACAACCUGACUAAAGAGAGAGACCAGCUACAGUCCAGUUACAACAACCUGACUAAAGAGAGAGACAAGCUACAGUCCAGUUACAACAACCUGACUAAAGAUAGAGACCAGCUACAGACUGAGAGAGAUUUUCUUAGUAGGAGGUCUUCCAAUCUCAAACAAACCUGUCCUGAAGGCUGGCAGAAGUUUGAAUCCAGUUGGUACUUCCUGUCUACUGAGACUAAAACCUGGAAGGAGAGCAGAGAGGACUGUCUGGAGAGAGGAGCAGACCUGGUGAUGAUAAACAGUGAUAAGGAACAGGAGUUUCUCUUCAAACUCAAGAAGACAGUCUGGAUUGGUCUGACUGACUCUGUUACUGAGGCGACCUGGAGAUGGGUGGACGGCACCCCACUGACCACCCCAAGGUACUGGUCUCCACAUCAGCCUGAUAAUGGUGAUGGCAAACCAGAAUAUGGUGAGGAGGACUAUGUUCAGAUACGUAACAAUCAGAGUCCUCUGGAGGCAUGGUAUGACAUAUCAUGUGGCAUCAAACUCGGCUGGAUUUGUGAGAAAGUGCUUUAACAUCACCAUGACAACAUACUGUAACACAUACAGUAGCCUACAGUCCACACAACUUCCUCCUUCAUUCUCUCUGUCUGUCUGUCUGUCUCUCUCUCUCUCUCUCUCACAGACACACCAUCACACACCCUCAUUCACACAUGCACUCGAACACAUGCAUGCACGUACACUAACGCACACACUCAUACCUAUUGUUGUAUUUGUUUGUGGUAUCAUUUUAAUAAAAGUCUUCAUUUUC